ACAUUUCCAUAAACUGACACUAUGAAAACAUUCUCUCAUACCAUUAUUUUAUGGUUUGUUGCAAUUGCUUGUGUCCCACAUGUAACGGCAGAUGGCGACGAAGACGACGAUGAAUGCGAACUACCUCCCGCGCAACAAAAUAUUGACUGGAGCAAGAUGACUGGAGUGUGGUACGGAAUUUUGAAUGUUAGAACUCCUUCGGACAGAGUUGUGCCAUGUUACCAAAUUCAAGAUAUUCGACCUAUAAGCAAUGGAAUCACCUCUAUUUUCAAAGACGUUGACAGAAACACAAAUGUCACCAUUGAUGCAAUAAAACAAAAUUCUGGUGGGUUCAUUUGGAAUCAAGAGCAUGUUGAAAAAUGGAUGAAAUACUUGAGAAACGAAGUCAAGCCAAGUGUUGCACCAAGUCAAGAGCUACUGGAAGAAAGCAUGGAGCUGUCCACUGAUGAGUAUCGUUACUUCACUGACUACGACAACUACACAAUGUAUUUGGUAUGCACUAAAAAAGGCAAGAAAAUGUUUUGGAUUUCAAGCCGCAUGAAGCGUCCUGAUGCAAGAGCAAUUCUUGAGAUUUUCAAUCAACUCAUCAAAUUGAAGAAUGGCUGGAACGAAGUUCCUUUGUAUUUUUCGGGAUGUGUAGACAACAAAAAUUAAAACACGACCUGCGAUAUACCAUAUUUUAUUUGAAGAAUAUCCUAAUUCUAAUUUUGUGUUUAUUAAAUAAUGGGAAAAUGAAAUCAAGAUAUGGAACGUGAAUGAAAUCAUUUAUUUGUAUUUGGAUACUUGUGCCUCACGAAGUCCCAAUUUGUCAAUUCAAUUCAUAUUACUUGAUGCAUUUGCCUCGGUAUGUGUACAGAAAAUAUGUACGAAACGAAUUUAAAAGCAAUUUAGAAGAAAUAUUCUUUGAAGUUAUGAUCUUGUUAGGAACACAACUAGUUGACGGCCGGGAAUCCAAAUAAAUCGAUCCAUACAUGCAAACACCCAUGGUUGCUAAUGUUGAUGAGUGCAAAUUCCCUGACCGCAAAUAUCUGUUGGCACAAAUUUCAAUGGGUGCAAAUGCCACGUGUGCAAAUGUCCGCGCGUGUAAUCUAUAUGCGAAUAUCAAAAUAUGCCGUUGGGAAAUAUAUUGACGAUAAAAAUGGAGGAAAAUUGUUUACGUGACUGUAA
Molecule: messenger RNA, 1167 nt
Organism: Styela clava
Lineage: Eukaryota; Metazoa; Chordata; Ascidiacea; Stolidobranchia; Styelidae
Source: RefSeq, a predicted model, not a curated record